This is a messenger RNA of Arachis duranensis, 804 nucleotides long. Its product is annotated as protein MAIN-LIKE 1-like. The record is from RefSeq and is a predicted model, not a curated record. Bases 1 to 804 code for a protein of 267 amino acids. The transcript has 2 exons. NCBI's taxonomy places the organism in Eukaryota, Viridiplantae, Streptophyta, Magnoliopsida, Fabales, Fabaceae.
AUGUCGGUCAUCCAGGCAGCACGCAGACUGCGUGUUAGUGACGCUCCGCCAUGUGUCCACCAUGCAGCAGCACGCAAGCUGCGUGUUAGUGUUACUUCGCCAUUUGUCAAGCAUACAGCAGCAUGUAGGCUGUGUGUUGCCCCGUGUCUCUAUGCAAGAGACAUGCCUCCUCCGGGAACAAGCGUUAUUUAUGGUGGGAGGUUGGGGAUUGGUAGCGCCCAUCUUGACCAACCAGAGACGUGGCAUCCGGAGAUUGACCAAGCCUUACAGACCACCGGAUUCUACCAGCUCUCAAGAGUUGGAGUGAUCAGAGGGCAUUCCACAAUGCUAGCUGCUUUUGUGGAAAGGUGGCAGCUAAAGACACUGGAGGAUGUGUUACACAUAUUUAGCCUACCGAUCGACGGAGAGGUUGUGACUGGUUGGACCAAUAGCAGUCACGACUUCUUGGUCACCCAGAGUCUCGCGAUAUUCGGCAGCAAACCCGAAGUGGACAGUUUUUCCAAGAGCUACAUAAAUCUUUCAUGGAUUCACCAUAUUAGAAACACACAGCCUUUGGACACAUGGGAGUCUGUUAUGUGCUAUAUUAGGUGUCACAUCUUCUGUCUGCUGGGUAUCACACUCUUCGUGGAUAAGUCGACGGCAUAUGCCCAUGCAAAGUAUCUACCACUAUUCUAUAACUUUGAUAAGAUCGGCAAUUACAGUUGGGGGUCAGCUUGUCUCGCGCACCUUUAUAUGUCAUUGUGUCAUGCAUCACGGUAUGAUUGUAAGGAGAUGGAUGACCCACUUGAUUUGUUGUUUGCUUGA